UUAUUAAACAAAGUAUAUUAUAAUUGUGCUAUGUACGUAUCACUAUUCGCCGUUUCAGUUAUCUACUGUAAAUUGUAUGUUUGUUCCAAAGAUAAUUAUCCUCGGAAAAAAUAAUUGUUUAGCAACUGCUUAUGUAUGUCGCAAUUGUUUAUUAUCAGGCUAUUUGCGUUUUAUUAAUUGACAUUUCGUUCUCAAUGUUUGCAUUAGUUGACUUUGCAUCUUCCAUACAGUACAAUUAUUUCAUCUUCGUUGACUUACGAACUUGUAACACCUGUUUGUGUACCUGUUCGCGUUAUAAUUAGUGGGAAUGAAAAAGCAAGAAGUUGAUUGCGUUUUUUACAUCGCAUAUUAAUGGUCGUGCGAGUUGUACGAGCGAGUGACUUAAAAGCAUUCUGAUACCCGAUAAGACUCACUUCGCCCACUUCUUUUUCUUGUGAAACCGCUUCCAUGAUGAGGCACCAUAAGAAGAAACUUGCGCAAAUUGGAAUAGAUGCAUCAAGCACGACAUGUACGCGCUACCGUUAGUCUCAUUGUUGUUCCAAGUUUGUUUGGGAUUCACCGGGCGAGGACUCUUUUAUCCUGGUAGAACAGACUUGUUCGAGUUAUCGAUAAUUCAUCUAAAUGACUUUCAUGCCAGAUUCGAACAGACGAGCCCCUCUUCUGGGUACUGCCGAGAGGGUGAAGAAAAGGACUGCGUAGGAGGUAUUGCUAGAGUCUACACUGCAGUUAAUCAGCUGGUGAAGGAACGACCGAAUGCAAUUUUCCUCAACGCCGGUGAUCACUUUCAAGGAACUCUCUGGUACAACAUCUAUCGUUGGAACGUCACUGCCUUAUUCAUGAAUAUGUUGCCACACGAUGCUAUGACGAUCGGCAACCAUGAAUUUGACAAUAAAAUUGAAGGCGUUGUUCCCUUUCUUAAAAACGUCAAUGCGCCAGUUGUAGUAACAAAUAUCGAUGACAGCGAGGAGCCAACUAUACAGGGUUUAUAUAAAAAUAGCACAAUCAUCGAGAGAAACGGUACCAAGAUCGGUGUCAUUGGCGUCAUUCUAUCGACUACGAACUUAAUCGCAAGUACGGAGAAAUUAAAGUUUUUGGAUGAGGUAGAGACAGUCAACGACGAAGCUAAGCGACUGAAGGAAAAAGGAGUAGACAUUAUUAUAGUUUUAAGCCAUUGUGGACUGGAUGUGGACAGGAUCAUGGCUGCGAAAUGUCCCUUAAUCGACGUAAUCGUCGGUGGUCACUCGCAUACGUUUCUUUAUACUGGACCUCCACCUUUUAUCGACACACCAGAGGACGAAUAUCCCGUGGCCGUGACGCAAAAUGAAACAAACAGAACAGUUCUUAUCGUUCAAGCAGCUGCUUAUACAAAAUAUUUAGGUAAUCUAACAGUGUGGUUCGAUGAUGAAGGCGAAGUCGUUGAUUGGGACGGAAACCCACUUCUUCUGGACUAUUCUAUCGAGGAAGAUCCAGAGAUUUUGGAAGCUAUGGAGCCAUGGAAGAAAGAAGUGGAUGCGACGGCGUUAAAAAAGGUUGGCAGUACGAGAGUCUUACUUGAACGCAAUUGUCGCUAUAAAGAAUGCAAUAUGGGAAAUCUUAUAACCGACGCCAUGGUGGAUGCGGUUGUCGAUAAUGCCGAAAAUAAAACUCAUUGGACGUACGCGGCAGUAGCCUGUACAAAUCCCGGAGGAAUUCGUACUUCUCUUGAGGAAUCUGAGAUUACUUACGGUGACCUGAUAAUGGUUCAUCCUUUUGAAAACACUUGGGACACUGUUGAACUGACUGGAGAAUCCAUUAAAAAUAUUCUAGAAAUGGGUGAAAGUCUAAUCUGGUCUGGACUAAAAAUUACCUACGAAAAAGUCAAUGAAACACGAACUGUGGUCGAUGUUAAAAUUAGGUGUCAAGCUUGCGAGUACCCGAUAUUCCAAGAUUUGGUGCACGAUCAAUGGUACAGAAUAGUGGUACCAAGUUUCUUGAUGAAUGGCGGAGAUGGCUAUUACAUUUUUAAAGAUAAGAGUCGUAAUCACAAAAUUGGGACGCGCGAUAUAGAUCACUUAAUAAAAUACGUAACAAAAAUGAGUCCUAUAUUUAUCGGAACCGAGAGACGAAUUAUUUUUCUAACAUCGUAAAAAUUGUCUUCUAAUUAGAUAGUAGAUUUAUAUUUUUAUAAUAAAAUUAUAUUUUUAGAAAUGUACACUAUAUGUAUAAAAUAAAAGAAG
Molecule: messenger RNA, 2216 nt
Organism: Vollenhovia emeryi
Lineage: Eukaryota; Metazoa; Arthropoda; Insecta; Hymenoptera; Formicidae
Product: apyrase-like
Exons: 12
Coding region: 507-2126 (539 amino acids)
Biological process (GO): AMP catabolic process
Cellular component (GO): plasma membrane
Molecular function (GO): metal ion binding; nucleotide binding; 5'-nucleotidase activity
Source: RefSeq, a predicted model, not a curated record